GACAGGAGGCAGGCGGACCCUGACCAGGAUGACGAGUUCGUGGAUCCAGUGGAUUUAGAAGAUCCUGCGGCACCCAAAAUACCACCGUUUCAAGUGCGGGUGAAGCCAAAGGAUGAGAGUGCAGCCCUCAAAAAGGAGGACGGCUCAUUUGUCGGCGAAGUCAUUUACCUCUUCCAGCCGAAGAGCCAGAGUCUGGAUAGCCUUGCUUCCAAUAUCGUCAAAGACCUGCCGCCUGAGCUGGAGAAGGCAGGCUUGAAGUGCGUGCUUGCCAAAGAUGGAACUGAAGGAGGGGAAGUCCGAGUCAUGAUGGAAAUUAUUG
This is a messenger RNA of Symbiodinium pilosum, 319 nucleotides long. The record is from the annotation of a GenBank genome assembly. Lineage: Eukaryota; Dinophyceae; Suessiales; Symbiodiniaceae.